CGCAGAUGCUCGUUGGCGUACUCGAGCAGUGUGGGUGCAAUAAUUGAAUAACAUGCAUUUCUACAUUCAUUUUGCGACGCUCGCGCACGUGACGUGUUGGGUCUGGUCAGCAUGUUACGUGGUUGUUCGACAAAACGAAGCUUCGGGCGUCAUUGAUCACGUGCUUCUUACACAGCGAUACAAGCGACAGCACACUGCUUCGAAAUAAACUGCUUAUCGAUUUCUACGCAUGCCUCGGAGUUCCGGUAUAAAACGUGACAUCUUUAAAAAAUACAGUUUCUACCUUUCUCCUUUACCUCUGUGUAUAGUUAUAAGAGACAUAGCUAUGAUGUUUGUAACUAGUUGAUGGGUUUUAGCACAACAAAAAACAACGUUUGGAAAGUGGAGGAAGAUCCCUCACUCUCUGGACACUGGUGUGAUCUGGAGGAGGCUAAAUCCCAGUCUUUCCCUUGUAGUGAAACAAACUGGGAAACAAAGAGGGCAGCUCAUCCGUAGAAGACUGGCUGUGAACUUUGGGACUGGUAUUGGAUUUUCCAGUGUUGCAACUAUGUCAGAGGCCAUCCUCACCUUCCAGUACCAGCUCAAUGGAGUCAUGGAAACGGUCCUCAAAACUGCUGUGCAUGAGAUCACCCGGCUGGUGAAGGACCACUUCCUGGAAGAAGUGACAGGUGGCAAGCAGGAAGUGGAAAUCUUGAAGGAGAGGCUGCAGCAGUGUGAGCAGAGAUGGAGGGAUGGAGAGGAGGAGCGGCAGAGGAGGGAAGUUGAAGAGAAAGAGCAAAGAAAGAAAAGGGAAGAGACAGAGCAGGGGGGGGUGUGUAGGAGAUGUGGUUGUGCUGGAGACACUGAGGAGAGAGAAGAGAGACUGUUAGGAGCAGAGAAAGGUUUUGAUAUCAAACCGGAGAUGUUCCAGCCAGAUGGACCCAGCGCGGGAGAGGGUCCACAGGAUACAGCCCCGUCUGGCUCUUCCUGUGUCUCUGAGAGGAUGGUAGAAAGGGAAGACCAUGUAGUCCAUAUCAAAGAGGAACCUGAUGAAUGGGGGGACUUGGUAAACCAGAUGGUCACAUCCACAGAUUCUCCCAUAAUGAGCCUGAGUCGUCUACAGAGAUUGAGCUCAAAUCCUGAGGCAUGGACCAGUGAGCCUCAGCCUCCACUCCCAGCAUUAUGGGCCAGUGAUCCUCAACCUCCAGCACCAUGGUCCAGGGAACCUCUUCCUCUAGCACCUCUGGCCAGGGAGCCUCCACCUCUACCUCCAACACCAUGGACCAGGAAGGAGCAGCACUUUCUCCCAAGGUCAAUGAUACCCAACGAGGGGACAAGGCAUGCUGUGGGGGCCCUCGAGACCAGUCCCAACGGCCUGCGCAUCAACACAACGGCACAUGUCAAACCCUACAGCUGCCCACACUGUGGGAAGAGCUUCCCUCAGCUCCGAAACCUGAAAGACCACCAGAAGUACCACCACACAGGGAAGAAGGCCUUCACCUGCUCCCAGUGUGGUAAGGGUUUUGUGUACAUGUGCCACCUCAGGGUACACAUGCAGUGCCACACGGGGGAGAGGCCCUUCAGCUGCUCUCAGUGUGGAAAAAGCUUUAGCCUUCAGAGCGGCUUGAAGAGACACAGGGUCAUUCACACUGCAGAGAGACCUUACCACUGCACGGACUGUGGUAACAGAUUCUAUUCUAGAUCGGACCUGAAAAGGCAUGAACAAAUCCAGUGCAAAGUCGACCUUUGAGGUGGAGCAGGUUAAUUUGGAAAAUUAGAGGGUGGAAAUAACUGCCCAUGUAUACUAUGUUCAAAUGCUGAUGCAUUUUAAUGUUGAAAGGAAUAAAACACUGAAUAAAUUAUU
This is a messenger RNA of Oncorhynchus kisutch (coho salmon), 1843 nucleotides long. RefSeq names its product zinc finger protein 250-like. Gene Ontology annotation, molecular function: RNA polymerase II cis-regulatory region sequence-specific DNA binding; DNA-binding transcription factor activity, RNA polymerase II-specific. Lineage: Eukaryota; Metazoa; Chordata; Actinopteri; Salmoniformes; Salmonidae. The record is from RefSeq and is a predicted model, not a curated record. The transcript is spliced from 3 exons. Bases 548 to 1729 code for a protein of 393 amino acids. Gene Ontology annotation, biological process: regulation of transcription by RNA polymerase II.